This is a messenger RNA of Otolemur garnettii (small-eared galago), 600 nucleotides long. It is a transcript of the gene TRNT1, whose product is annotated as tRNA nucleotidyl transferase 1. The record is from RefSeq and is a predicted model, not a curated record. The transcript has 4 exons. Gene Ontology annotation, biological process: RNA processing. The annotation marks the transcript as partial. Gene Ontology annotation, molecular function: RNA binding; nucleotidyltransferase activity. Lineage: Eukaryota; Metazoa; Chordata; Mammalia; Primates; Galagidae.
UGGUUGGUGACUUUCCAGAUGCUGAGGUACCUGUAUUCUAGGCACAGGCCAGUACUGAACUGUAGUUGGGCUAGGCUGUGCCUUCUGAAGCGGUGUCUGUUUACAAUGAAGUUGCAGUCUCCAGAAUUCCAAUCGCUUUUCACAGAAGGAUUGAAGAGUCUGACAGAAUUAUUUGUCAAAGAGAACCAUGAAUUAAGAAUAGCAGGAGGUGCAGUGAGGGAUUUAUUAAAUGGAGUGAAACCUCAGGACGUGGAUUUUGCCACCACCGCUACCCCGGCUCAGAUGAAGGAGAUGUUUCAGGCGGCUGGGAUUCGGAUGAUAAACAACAAAGGAGAAAAGCACGGAACAAUCACUGCCAGGCUUCAUGAAGAAAAUUUUGAAAUUACAACACUACGGAUUGAUGUCCUCACUGAUGGAAGACAUGCUGAGGUAGAAUUCACAACUGACUGGCAGAAAGAUGCUGAACGCAGAGAUCUCACUAUAAAUUCAAUGUUUUUAGGUUUUGAUGGCACCUUAUUUGACUAUUUUAAUGGUUAUGCAGAUUUAAAAAAUAAGAAAGUGAAAUUUGUUGGACAUGCUAAACAGAGAAUACAAGAAGAU